AAUCAGAUAGACUCACUCCAUUUCAAAUCAGUUUCCUAAAAUACAAUAAUAAUACACUAUGGCAUUAUCACGCGUUGUUCUGCUUCUCGGAGUGUUCUUGCUUCUCUGCCUUUCUAAAGUUUCAUCUGAUGUGAAGAUAGAAGAUGAAGAUGAUGAACAACUGAGCCUGCCCGCGGACAAGCCACUUAUUGUGAGAGACAGCAACAGAAGGCUAAUGCAAGAUAUAGAUUGUGGUGGACUAUGCAAAGAAAGGUGCAGUUUGCACUCAAGACCGAAUUUGUGCAACAGGGCUUGUGGGACAUGCUGUGUGAGGUGCAAGUGUGUCCCUCCUGGUACCGCUGGUAACAGGGAACUAUGUGGUUCUUGCUACACUGACAUGACCACCCAUGGUAACAAGACCAAGUGCCCUUAAGCCUUAACCUAUCUUACAACUUCCCCUUAUGUAUUAUUUCUUCUUUCUUGUGUUGUGUAGUUUGUGCCCUUCUUGUGGUAUGUGAAUCUAGUGUAUAACUGCUUAGUUCGUAUGAGAAAAAUACAAAUAUUUGUCAUUA
Arachis duranensis is the source of this 551-nucleotide messenger RNA. RefSeq names its product snakin-2. Lineage: Eukaryota; Viridiplantae; Streptophyta; Magnoliopsida; Fabales; Fabaceae. The record is from RefSeq and is a predicted model, not a curated record.